AAAGAGCAGACAUCCUCUGCGCCUCCUCACGCAGCUGAGUUUGUGCUUGCAACCAAAAACUUACAACUCAACGCACACCAGCUCGUCCACCUCGUGCCCUAAUCCCAUCCAGCCAUACAUUAGCAGCCAGUCCUAGCGUUUCCGUCUUCGGCUCUGUUCGCCAACCUCUCAAGGUCACACGGGUCACAUCGAUCUCCUCUGUGUCCCCGGCGCACAAGAAAGUUAUUCCUUUGGAGCAUUCGCGGUGCAGUCCAGUACUUUCAGUUGGGUGACCGUGCAAGCAAGCGCUGCUCCAUGGAGUUGGAGGAGACGUCGCGGCGGCCGCUGAUGCUGAAGGAGUGGCUAGAGCUGGAGUCCAGCGCAGAGCUUUCCCGCGACGGCUUCGGUUGCUAUCCGCGGCAGCUCGCCGCCGAGCUCCGGAGCGCCAGCGGCAGGCGGAGGAACGGCUACGUUAUUGCCAAGGUGUCGGCCGUGGUGAGGGCCGCGUUGUUCCGGGCGCCGGUGCAAGAGGGGGAGGCGGCCGCGCUCUCCAGGAGCCUCUCGAGGAGGCUGCGAGUCGGUUUCUGGAAGAAGCGGAAGGGAGAUGCGGAGGAUAUGGACAUGCGAGUGGCCAGCUGCUCUGCGACUGCCUCGAGUCCAAGGAGGGGUUGCUCGUCGCCGGUAAUGUCUCCGAGGCGGGUGAGUUGGGAGGGUCAUCUGGCGGGUGGCGACGGUGCAGAUCUCGGCGGUCGUCGAAGCCACGAAACAGAGGUUGCGGGGCGCGAGUGCGAAACAACGUGUGGCUUGGACGAGGAGCGGGAGCAGGAGCCGCGGCUGAGCCCUGUGUCGGUGAUGGAUUACGACGACGGCGGCGGCAACGGCCACAGUGAGGACGACGAGAUUACGUCGCCGUUCGAGCGAAGCCUAGGCAACGUCCGAAGAGCAAGUCAGCAACUGCUGCAGAAAAUCCGGCAAUUCGAACAGCUGGCCGAGCUGGACACAUCCGAUGUGGACAACGCCACUUCAACCGCGGAGGACACAAGCUACGGCGUCGAGGAACUGGACUCGGCGGAAGAUGACAAAGACGCUGAAGGUGGGUCCAUGCAGGACCUUGUAAGCCUCCCAGGCGCGAGCUCGUCAUGUGGCGCCCCCUGCUUCAAGAAGCUUCUAGAAGAUUUCUUCCGCGAGGGGUUGUUGUCGUUCCACGGUGAAAGAUCAGACGAUCCAGACGUACAGAAGUCGUUGCUAGAGAUCGCUAAGGCGUGGUUGGAUGGGCGACCCUGCGGGCUAAGAUCAGAUGGAAAGGCGGGGGUGGAGGAGAUUGAGCCGCUUGGACAGUGGAGACGCUUCAUAGGGGACGAGCAAGAGCUAUUGGCCUUUGAUGUGGAGGGUGAUAUAUUCUGGUCUUUGAUGGAAGAGUCGGUUGAUGAUAUGUGCCAACUGCUGGAGGAUCUUAGGUAGUGCUUGAUUAGUAAUUUGGUUGUACAAAAUUAAAUGGGAUGUGAUAGUUUUGGAUGGAUAGGAUAAUUCUAGAUAAGAUGGUACAAGUAGCAUAUUUGAUUCAAUAUAUGAAAUGUUACAUGAGA
Phragmites australis (common reed) is the source of this 1565-nucleotide messenger RNA. RefSeq lists its product as uncharacterized. Lineage: Eukaryota; Viridiplantae; Streptophyta; Magnoliopsida; Poales; Poaceae. The transcript has 3 exons. The coding region runs from base 295 to 1440 and encodes 381 amino acids. The record is from RefSeq and is a predicted model, not a curated record.